Canis lupus familiaris (dog) is the source of this 591-nucleotide messenger RNA. Its product is annotated as basic proline-rich protein-like. The record is from RefSeq and is a predicted model, not a curated record. NCBI's taxonomy places the organism in Eukaryota, Metazoa, Chordata, Mammalia, Carnivora, Canidae. The coding region runs from base 1 to 591 and encodes 196 amino acids. The transcript has a single exon.
AUGGUUCCGGCCGCGCUCAGCCUCGUCGUCGCCCUGGCUCCCCGCUCCGGGGGCCGCAGGAGGACGGUGGGGGCGGCGCCCCCCGCCCCGGCCCCGGCCCCGGCCCCGGCUCCGGCCCAGCCCGGCCCGCGCUCGCUCGGCCGCCCCAGCCGCUCGGAGUGCGGCGGCCCGAGCUGGGCUGGCCGCGCGCCUCGGGAUCCAGGGGCCGCGCGCGGGAGGAGCCGGGUCGGGGGUGGGCGGACGCCGGCGCGCGCCGCCCCGAGGACCCGCCCCCAGUCCUGCCCCACGAGCCCCAAGGACCCACGUCCCGCCCCGCGUCCCCGGGACCCGCUGCCAACCCCCACUCCACGCCCCCCAGGACCCGCCCCCAAAGCUCCAAGCGCCCGCGUCCCGCCCGCGCCUGAAGACCCGGGCCACAGUCCCCGCCCCGCGCCCCGAGGGUCCGCCCGCCCACCCAUCCCCGCCCCAUUCCCCGAGGACGCGCCCCACGAGUCCAGAGGAUCCUGGCUCCGCCCCGCGUCCCAGGCCCCGCCCCCGCCCCGAGGCCACCGCCUCCCCGGGAGGUGCGCGUCUCUGUCAGCGCAAUACUGA